AAUCACUAAAUGUCUAAGUAAGCAUCGAACUGCUGUGUUGCAGAUGAAGUGCAUAGCCAGAAUUUGAUGUUCGUAAUCACAACGGUUCUAUAUUUGUUGCAGGUGCAAAACUCUGGAGGAGGCUGCCCCAAACACCGUGGUGACAUUUAACUGUAAAGGAGUGAAGGGACGCUACAUCUUCAUCAACUCCUCGAGCCCUGCGUGGUUGAGUUUAUGCGAGGUGCAAGUCUCCACUGCUCCCCUCUUGGAAAAUGAAAUGAUCGUGGUGUACGGGGAGGCGAUGCAGUCGAGCACAGCCGGGCCUGACCACAACGCGUCCAAAGCCAUCGACGGUACAAACGGCACCAACUUCUGCAGUGGGAUGUGCAGCGCCACCAGCUACGAGUGGGAGCCCUGGUUCUGCAUCGAGCUUGACCGCGUGUACAUGGUGGAUGCCGUCAGCAUCACCAAUCGAGACGACGCAGAGGGCAUUCGUAUCUUUGGAGCGCACAUUAAAGUGGGAGAUUCGCCCAAUCACAGCGAGAAUGCAUUGUGCGCAGGCGACAUCUUCGUGACUCCGGGCCAAUCGGUGCGCUACCCGUGCCAAUCACAGUUGGGCCGAUACGUCUUCAUCGUCAUCCCUGGGAGGAUGGACUCGCUGAGUCUGUGUCAGGUUAAGCUCGACGUGAAAGCCUAUAACUUUAACGUGAAAGUGGUUUACUAGCCUCAACGUUAAUAUAAAAGUGCUUUCUGGGCGACAUCGGUACAUCAGGUGAGGAGCGCCAUGGUGGCGAGAUGUUAAUUACCUCGCCUGGCAUACAGGAGGUUGUGGGUUUAAUCCCGACCCCGAUGCCUGUAUAUUUGGAGUUUGCAUGUUAUCCCUGUGGUCACGUGGAUUUUUCUCCGGGUUCUCCUGUUUUUCCCUCCAAAUUUAGAAACAUGAUUUUAAGAGUGUAAAGGAGAGCCGACACCAAGUUGCAGGGGGUUCGUCUUUUAUUGCUUCCCCCAGUCCACACUCGUUCCCAGCCUUCUCUGUUAAUUUCCCGCUAGUUCUUCCCCUUUCCCGCCAGUUCUCUCUCUUAUAUCUCCUCGCCUGCUCCUCCCCCUUCCACUGUCCCCGCUCCACUGUCCCCCUCCUUUUGGUGGGAAUCCUUCCCCUGAAAUCCCUUACAUUCCCCCCCCCCCGAGAAAAAAACAUCCUCGGUUUUGCC
Messenger RNA from Petromyzon marinus (sea lamprey), 1190 nucleotides. Its product is annotated as fucolectin-like. The record is from RefSeq and is a predicted model, not a curated record. Lineage: Eukaryota; Metazoa; Chordata; Hyperoartia; Petromyzontiformes; Petromyzontidae.